AUGGAUGUUUGUGUUUUGCACAUAUCUGUAUCCAAUGAAAACAAAAAAUUGGUGGAUAUAGAUAUUGUUAGUGGUGGAGGUUCAUCGUUUGGCACAGGUGUAGAGGAUGAUAUUGAUUCAUCAGACAAUGAAGACAGUAACUCAACUGAUGAGAAUGAAUGUUUGGGUAAGUAUGCUGCAAAAAAUCAAAACUCUAUUUAUCUCAUGAGUGGAAAAUAUUUAUUAGUGAAGUUGGGCAAAAAUAUGAAGGGGGUUACUGAGUUUAGGAUCAAAUUGUGCACAUAUGCAUUUGAGAAGAAGUUUAAGUUCGUAUAUGUGAAAAAUGAUUUGAAGCGUGUGACAGCAGAAUGUGUGAAUAAACAAAAUGAAGGUUGCCCUUGGCGUGUGCAUGAACUGAAAAAAGAUGGUGGUGAUACCAUUUUGGAAUUUCUGGACACUAUACCCAAAGAAAGUUGGUCAAAUGCCUUUUUCCCAACUAGGUCAUCGUGCAGCCAAAAAAUGGACAACAUAUCUAUGCUCGAAGGUGGAAAAGUAGUUGCAGAAAAGUGUUAUGGCAUCCCAAUUGCACUUGUUCCUGAUAUUGAGAAAGAGGCACCAAAGGAACUUGAAGAAUUUAAAGUGAAAUCACCUGGUAGACCUCGAACCAAGAGGAUUAAAUCUAUAGGGGAGGAAAAAAAAGAAGCUACAAAUGCAGUAGGUGUGGUUAAGGUGUGA
This is a messenger RNA of Prunus armeniaca (apricot), 714 nucleotides long. The record is from the annotation of a GenBank genome assembly. Lineage: Eukaryota; Viridiplantae; Streptophyta; Magnoliopsida; Rosales; Rosaceae.